AUGUUGGACAAAUUGGAUGCAUUUCGGAACCAAACGGAAAAUGGUAACGAGAAAAUGGUACUUGCGAAAUACUACAAGAUGACUGAAAACCUUAAUAAAACAACCGUCUUGACUCAGUCUACGGGAACUAUUAAUUUCGGUGCCAAGAUUUCAUUGCUUGCACCUCAUGUAUCAGUUUCAAACACUACUAGUGCGGAAUUUAAGGGUCUCUUUUUGGGUGGUCGCAUUUCGGCUGAUGAAAUACUGUACUCACAAGACCUCCGCGAUGGAUGCUCGGUGGUAGCUCACCAGGAUGUGGUGCCACAAGAAAAACACACCUUCGUGAUAACCAGUGCCGAUUACUGCAAUCGGGAACACGAAGUUUUGAAGUAUAAUCAGGAAUUUCUUCUAACUCUCUCUAAAACAGUGAAGACAAAGCCCCUUUAUGUGAGGUUCGACCCGAACCCAAUCCCAGGUUUGUGCGGAAAGUUCCCGUUGUUCCUGAGCGAGCACGCGCUGUCAAGCACGCGCUGGCGAAUCCUGCCCGUCCAGAGGCCUAACAUCUCUCGCUUUGAACAGAAUGGAAAACCAGUCCCUGUAAAUGAAGACAUUAUAAUAAAUCAUUGCGCCACCAAUAUUAAUUUAGGCGUGGACACCGGGAAGUGCGAAUUGGGAUUCUACGGGAGAUUUUUCGCUCCCACGAUGAAAACCUGCUUAGACAUAUUUGGGCGCGAAUUGCCGAAUAACGUUUGGCAUAUUCACAUUCCCAUCGCCAAAGACUGA
Messenger RNA from Cydia fagiglandana, 762 nucleotides. RefSeq names its product cilia- and flagella-associated protein 161-like. The coding region runs from base 1 to 762 and encodes 253 amino acids. The transcript is spliced from 6 exons. Gene Ontology annotation, cellular component: motile cilium. Lineage: Eukaryota; Metazoa; Arthropoda; Insecta; Lepidoptera; Tortricidae. The record is from RefSeq and is a predicted model, not a curated record. Gene Ontology annotation, biological process: cilium assembly.